Molecule: messenger RNA, 2042 nt
Organism: Solea senegalensis (Senegalese sole)
Lineage: Eukaryota; Metazoa; Chordata; Actinopteri; Pleuronectiformes; Soleidae
Product: ribonucleoprotein PTB-binding 2-like
Exons: 11
Source: RefSeq, a predicted model, not a curated record
UCUGUGUCUGUGUUGUUUCCUCCUCAGAUUCUCAGUAAUAGGAAAGGUCUGCUGCCAGAGCCAAACUUGGCCCAGUUGCUGACCAGUAUGACCAACCCGGCCGCCCUGCAGAUCCUCAUGAGACCGUACCACACUGGGAAAAGAGGAGGGAAGUAUGGGCGUCACAGCAGCCUGCCUUUCCUGCGACCUCCACUCACCACAGCGCUGCUCACACUGGGAAAAGCUCACCAGAGUGCCAUGCUCGGAAACGGACUAGUCCUUCAGAACCUGUUACACAUGCAGCUCGCACAGCAGCAGCUUCUUCACAUCAAAGACAAACGCAUCACUAGUGUCUCCAGUCUGCUCGGGGAUCCAUCCAGGCUGCUGAUGCAGAAAGCGUUGUCUCUGCGGCCUCCAGGCCUCGUGUCACUGGGGAAAGGCCUCCUGGGAGAUUCCCCUACAGAUUUGAGCCAGGAGUCCGUGCCUGUGUCGGCCCACAAUGCCACAGUGGUGGUGUCAGCAGCAGGUAUGAUGCCAUACCUCCAGGGUCGAGCUGGAGCGGGAGAACAAAACAGCACCCAUUCUAUCUCCACAACGCCCUCUGCUUCCUCCACCUCUUCCACUUCCUCCUACUCCUGUGACAGACAGCCAGCUCCUCCAGGGACCAUGGUGGCCUCCCAGCUGCAGGGACAGAGCUACUCCUUGGGUAUAAGUAACUCCGGCCUCGGCCCACCUCCCCCUAAACCUCCUGGAGGAGUUUACACAUCAUCAGGCCAGCACACCAGCGUAGAUGCUUGUACCCUGGCUAACAUGGUCAGCAGUGGUCAGAGUUCUCUGUUGGGAGAUCCUCCUAAAGAAGUCCGCCUGCCCUCUAAUCCUUACCUGAACCUGGCCAGUGUAAUGCCAGGAGUCGUUCUGCAAGGGACGGUUGGGAGUAAAGCACAGGGAAGACAGGCCACCUCUGGAGUUUACAGCAGCUCAGUUGCUCCUGUUGUGUCUCAGGGCUCCGGUUCCUUCUCCCACAGCGUUGCUGCUACAACAAAUGCUCCGUACAGCACUGACGCCUCCGCCGACUACAGUCAGUACAACCAGGCCUACACACAGGAGGCCAUGCAGCAGUGGUACCAGCACUACCAAGCAGCACAAGCUCACACCUAUAGCACGGCUCCUCCCCAGGACAGCACGGCCACAGACUACAGCAAGGAGCACAUACAGCCUCCUCCAGUGACGACCUACGGGGAUUACAGCUCCUACAUGCAGGCGGUCACUCAGUACUACUCCCAACCUGCAACGGCCAACCAGGCCUACGGCAGCAAGGAGGUGGAUGUGUGUAAGCCUCUAGGAGUUUCCCUGCACGCAGUCAGUAACGGUGCGGCUCCUCCGCCGGCUGUCCUCCCAGCUGCUGCUGUGCUCCCGGCCUACAGCACCCUGCCAUUGAUGCCUGGCUUCCUCGGGGCUCCACACCCGGCGGCGGCCACUCCAAACCCAGUCGCGCACACACACAGCGCCGCCACAGACUGGAACGCCUACUACUAUAACCAGACGAGGGGCCACAAGAGAGAGUAUCCUCAGCUGGCUGUGCAGGAAGUGACAUCAUCAGAGGGCGCCUACAUCGGUCAACACUCGCAGGGCCUGGGCGGCCAGUACGCCGACUACUUUAAGAGGAAGAGGCUCUAGUAUGAACCAAACACCCUGAAGCCUAAAGCUUAUGGAGGGAGCCCACAAACGGUGUCUGCUGGAUGUCACAGCUCCCUCUAGUGGCCUUUUUGUGGCUGCCAUUUUGCAUCCCUACAGUAGGUACUGUAUUAAUAGAAAAUAGGGUUGCAAGUGGCUUAAAAGUUAAAAUAAGCCAUAGUGCUCUUCAAAUCUGGCAUUUAUGUACACACACAUAUUCUUGUACAGCAAUCUUAGUGAGGACACUCGUAGACAUAAGCCCCUUAACUUAACCCUAACCCCUUAACGUAACCCUAAAGAAGCCCUUUAACAUUUUGAGGACCAGCCAAAAUGUCCUGACUUCCUUUGGUUUAUACAUUAUUAUUUUUUUGUCCUCACAAAGAUAUGCA